Staurois parvus is the source of this 281-nucleotide messenger RNA. The record is from the annotation of a GenBank genome assembly. Lineage: Eukaryota; Metazoa; Chordata; Amphibia; Anura; Ranidae.
UGGCAGAGGGGGUGGAGGACACUGAGUGGAGGCCAGUGGAGGGAUUGGCAGAGGGGGGUGGCGGACACUGAGUGGAGGCCAGUGGAGGGAUUGGCAGAGGGGGGUGGCGGAAACGGAGCGGAUGGACUGAAGCGGGGAUAGCCAGCGGCGAGGCAGGUCAGUGAGGAGGGAGUUGCAGUAGUCGAGUCGUGAUAUGAUGAGGGAGUGGAUGAGCUGUUUAGUGGUUUCUGGGGUUAGGAACGUGUGGAUUUUGGCGAUGUUGCGGAGGUGGAGUCUGCAUG